ACGGGAAACCAGUAAAUGAGCACAUGUUUCUACUAUCAAGAGUGAGAUUUGCGAGAUAUUGUCAAUUAUUUCGCGUUAAUAGUAUAAAACUUAGGAAAAUGUCCACCCACUUCUCCUCGAUACGAGACCCUGUAACAGGAGAGCAAACAUGGGUUCUUGAAGAGGACUAUAAUCGCGAUAUAGCAAGAGCGGCCUACGCCGACAUGUUGCAUGACUUGGACAGAAACAAGGCCUACUACGCCGCAAUAUCGUCCGCUAUAGCGACCAUGAAGGGGAAAGGGCGUCGAGCUAUUGUCCUUGAUAUUGGAACGGGAACCGGUCUUCUUUCAAUGAUGGCCAGCGCCGCCGGAGCCGAUGAAAUCUAUGCUUGUGAGUGUUUCACACCAAUGUACACUACGGCGCUUAAGGUGACGCAAGCAAAUGAAAAAUUGCUCCAAUCGAAAAUUAAAAUUAUUCCUAAACGGAGCAAUGAGCUUCAGAUUGGAGUUGAUCUUCCUCAUCGGGCCAAUAUUUUAGUGACAGAGACGUUCGACACUGAAUUGAUUGGAGAACACUGCAUUUCGACGUACAAUCAUGCGGGACUGGAGUUGAUGGAGCCGGACUAUUUAGCCGUUCCCUCAACAGCCACGGUGUUCGUUCAACUCGUCUCUUCCCCCGUUCUAGCUGAAUUUCAUGGUUUAAAUCAUCCCAAAUACUUUGAGUCGACAUAUAAUUGUCCCGGUCUUCCUACAGCACACGACCUACAGCUCUCGAACCUAAGACCAGGGACAGAUUUUCAGUUCGUGACACCUGAACCACAACCACUAUUUCAUUUUGAUUUUACGAAACAAAUUCCAACAUCAAGAAUAGCUGUGAUAAAGUCUUCCACAACAGACUAUACAAAUGCAUUCUUAUUUUGGAAAUUAAAAAUGGAUGCGAAUACCGAAAUUUCCUGCUUCCCAUCUUUCCUAGAAAAGGAUAACUAUGUUUGGAGGGAGCACUGGAUUCAGUGGGAGAUGUUCAUACCACUUAAUUUACGAAAAAAUGAGUUGAGCAUAACUCAGACUGACCUAGAUUACCAUUUGGGUACAGAAGAAUCAAAGUGUAACUGUGGAUUACAUCGAGCCUUAAGUCGCGGCAGGAUUUAUGGGUUGAACCAAUUAGAUGUUCCAUUUUACCUUAACCUGGAUACUGAAUCAAGUGAAAAAAAUGUCUUGUUUCUCGGAGAUGACAGCCCCCUUCCAAUCUACUUGAAGGAAAAAUAUAAUCAGGUCUCCGUUCUCGGUACGGGAAGAGAUCCUUUCGAUUUUAAGUCUGACCCCUUACCUCCGAAUGCGGAGGAAGACCCAAAUUUGCUUAUCAUAUCUGAACCAUAUUAUUCCAACUCAUUGUCGUGCCUACAAAACCUUCAAUUCUUCACUAAAGUCAAGAAAUACCAGAGUAAGAACUACUUUCCAAAAAGUGCAAUGAUUAAGUGUCUCACGGUAAAGUUCCAUCACCUACACAAAAUCCGUAGCCGAGUUGGAGAAACAUGUGGGUUUGACCUCACCCCAUUUGAUGAGCUAAUUGGGGGUUGCAUAGAUAGUGUGGAUCCAAUCGUGGAGUAUCAGCCACUCUGGGAGUACGACUUUGACAUUUGUACUACAAAUGACUUGUUUACAAUUGAUAUCAAUACAGUGAAAGUUAGAAAGGAGAUUCGCAUACAAAAUGAAGGUGUAAAUGGAUUAAUAUUCUAUUGCAAAUGGGACUUUGGAUCAGGAAGGAAGAAAACUAACUUUCUACCCAAAGAGAGUACCUUUCAGAAAGGAACAAUGCAAAGCUUAAUAUUUCUUAAUAGAAAAAGUCAGUUGGUUAAUGUGCUGUUCGACUUUGACAAUGGUUUACACAUUGAUACAAACGAUGCGUAGAUUUAAAUAGCUUACUGAAUGCUGAAUUUAAUUUCUAAGAAUGGUAUUGUAUUUUUAUGUACAUAAAUUUGAUUACAUUUUAAGCAAAGUCGCCA
Molecule: messenger RNA, 1981 nt
Organism: Folsomia candida
Lineage: Eukaryota; Metazoa; Arthropoda; Collembola; Entomobryomorpha; Isotomidae
Product: protein arginine N-methyltransferase 7
Exons: 4
Coding region: 24-1886 (620 amino acids)
Biological process (GO): peptidyl-arginine methylation
Molecular function (GO): protein-arginine omega-N monomethyltransferase activity
Source: RefSeq, a predicted model, not a curated record